AUGCAGAUACUGGAUAUCAAUCAGAAAGAUUUUGAUCAAAAGCGCCCGGUGUACGAGGACAUCAAAAUUGAUACCGCGUUCCGGAAGAUAAGCCCACGCUCGAUCGGCUUCCACAUAUGGCGCAUCCAGCACGAUCAUGUGGAAACGCUACCGAAGGACCAGUACGGCACGUUUUACGACGAGUGUGCGUACGUUAUCUACGCAGCUUCGCUGACCGGAACCGGUUGCGAUAAGAACACGAUCAGUCGCGAAAUCAAAACAGCUGGUGCGGCGAUCGAGCGCAACAUACACUUCUGGCUCGGGACGAACAUUAGCGCGGAACGUUCGAAAUCGGCGGCGUACAAAAUUAUUGAGCUGGAUCUCCAUCUCGAUCACAAAACGACCCAAUUUCGCGAGUCACAGGGACACGAAGGCAUACGCUUUCUUUCCUACUUCAAGGACGAUGGUAUCGUUGUACAUUCCGGAACUGAUGCAUCGUCGACGCCAACCGAACCGCGGCUGUAUCAAAUCUCCGGUACAGCUCCAAAGCGUUGCAUUCAGCAGAAAACGAUCAGCUGGCAGUGUUUCAACAGUGGACAGGUGAUGAUCCUCCAAACGGCACCGAUCGUGUUCGUUUGGAUCGGUCGAUCAACCGGCUCGACAGAACGUAUCUUUGGCAUUCGGAUGGGUGAACGGUUGAAGAAGCUGCACAACAUUGCCGAGAUCGCCAUCGUCGACGAUGGCUACGAACAGUCGAUGAGUAUCGCCCGGAAGGAUGUUUGGAAUGGGUACCUUAACCUAGCCAAGCGUUUCGUAAAGCCGAUGCCACUCACACCGACCGUGGGUGGUGACACGCUGCUGAAACUGUACCAAUGCGACACCGUCAAUGGUGUGUUUCGGGUGGAGCUGGUUAAAACGGGCACGCUGGAGCAGGCAGAUCUGUACGGGCGGGACAGCAUCUACAUAGUGGACUACUUCCCGAGCGCGAUCUGGAUCUGGAUCGGGCGCAGCUCGGCCAAACAGAACCGCGCCGAAGCGAUGCGUCACGUUCGGGGUUAUGUGAUCAAGAAGGGCUAUCCGGCGAGCACACCCGUAGCACGCGUGAUCGAUGGUUUGGAACCGGCGGAGUUUGUAAGCCUGUUUCCCACGUGGGUCAGCGCCGAUAUUAACGGGAACACGGUGAAAGGCCUGUCGGAGAAGUUUGACGCACUUACAUUGAUACAGCGUCCCCGGAUGGCGGCAAAGAUUCAGCUGAUGGAUGACGGUUCCGGUGACAUGACCGUGUACCAGAUUGGGAUCGACGAGGUGAAAGAGAUUCCGCUCAAGUACGCCAAAACGUUCUACUCCGGUAACUGUUACGCGGUCCAUUACGAGGUCGCAUGCAGUACGGAAAAUGCGAACGGUUCGCUCCCGAACUCCAUCCGCAAUGUGGUGUAUCUGUGGUGUGGUUUGAACGCACCGCCCGAACAUCGCACCCUGGGCGAAGCGUUCCUGAACGAGCUGUGCGAACAUUUGAAAAAGAACGUUGUGCAGGUGCGCAUUACGGAGGGUAUGGAACCGCCCCACUUUUUGCAGAUCUUCAAAGGUGCUCUUAUAGUGCUGAAUGCACAAGAUCCAAGCCUCGAGCAAGGUGGAGGUGUGGUCAACCUGCGCAAAUACCCGACCAGCUUCGUGCUGAAGGUGGUCGGUAAUACGACGUACACCUGCAAAGCGGUACAGGUGUCUAGCAAAACGCUCUACUACCCGGAAGAUUGCUACAUCCUGAAGGCACCGGAUAAUGAGGUGUGGAUCUGGUGCGGUCAGUACUCGACGGGCGACUCACGCGAAAUGGCCAAAUCGAUCGCGUCCCAGCUGGGCGAGUACAAUCUCGUCAUGGAGGGCAAUGAAACGGACGAGUUCUUCAACUCGGUCGGCGAGAAGUUCCUAAAGCAGCUGAAGAAAACGACGGCGGCCGGUAACAUCAUCAUGCCGGCGGUCCAGACGAAUGUGGCCCAAACGUGGGACCAUUCGGUGAUCGGGCUGUAUCGGUGCCAGCUGCUGGAGGAAGGCAAGCCAACGCUGAGACAGAUCUUUGGGUUUACACAGCAAGAUUUAAGGCCGGACAGCGUCUUCCUGCUCGAUGCCGGUAACAUCGUGUACGCGUGGGUUGGCGAGCAAACGUUGCCCGAGGAGCGUGCCCAGUGUUGGGAUUUGGCCAAGCAGCUGAUCGCCUCUCAUCCGGUGCAGCGCGAUACGGCCAUGCCGAUCGCGACAGUUCGCCAGGGCGAAGAACCGAUCACGUUCGUUGGCUUCUUUGACAGCUGGGACAAGAAGUAUUACGAGACAUGCGUGCUGUAUGAAAAUCUUCGCACUGCGAUCGAAUAUCCAAAUGGUGUCGGUGCAGGUGGACGGAUUCCCGGUGCCCCGAUACCCGUGCCCCGCUCAUCCGUACGAAGCGACGAUGGCAGCAGUGAUGAUUUCGAUCGAUACCAAAAGUACCCGCUCGAUAUGCUGCGCGGUGAUCCGGCCAACUUACCGGCCAGUGUCAAUCCGACGCGUAAGGAGAUACAUCUGACGCAUGACGAUUUCGUGACCGUGUUCAGCAUGACGUACCACGAGUUCGAGGAACUGCCCAAGUGGAAGCAGGUCGAGCUGAAGAAGCAAAAGAAACUGUUUUAA
Anopheles marshallii is the source of this 2637-nucleotide messenger RNA. RefSeq names its product villin-like protein quail (gene qua). Bases 1 to 2637 code for a protein of 878 amino acids. The record is from RefSeq and is a predicted model, not a curated record. Gene Ontology annotation, cellular component: actin cytoskeleton; cytoplasm. NCBI's taxonomy places the organism in Eukaryota, Metazoa, Arthropoda, Insecta, Diptera, Culicidae. Gene Ontology annotation, biological process: cytoskeleton organization; actin filament severing; actin polymerization or depolymerization. Gene Ontology annotation, molecular function: actin filament binding; phosphatidylinositol-4,5-bisphosphate binding. The transcript has 5 exons.